Molecule: messenger RNA, 711 nt
Organism: Adelges cooleyi (spruce gall adelgid)
Lineage: Eukaryota; Metazoa; Arthropoda; Insecta; Hemiptera; Adelgidae
Product: gustatory receptor for sugar taste 43a-like
Exons: 5
Coding region: 1-711 (236 amino acids)
Biological process (GO): sensory perception of taste
Cellular component (GO): neuronal cell body; membrane; dendrite
Source: RefSeq, a predicted model, not a curated record
AUGGACACGUGCUGCCUAGAAAUGCACUUUUUCAUACUGUGCUACAUCAUUUACCAAAAGAUCCAGCUAAUCAACGUUGACCUGACUAUGCUGAGAGUAGACACGAAUAUCACAAACAAUUAUCCGUUUCUUUUACCUUCCGGUGAUCGUUACGUAAAGUUGAACAUAGUCAACUCUUUCAACUAUUCCGGCUUCAAGUUUAAUGGCAUGUCCAAAGCGUGUUUUGUCAGAUACCUCCGUAUCAAAUAUCAACUUACUGUCGAGGCUGUCAAGAAUCUGAACGACGUAUUUGGGAUACAAUUGGGCUUGUUCCUGUGCACCUUGUGGUUAAUGACCUCGUUGACUAUGUAUUAUGAUUUAACCCGUGGUGAACAUUCAAGCUAUGAUAAUAUUACCAUAUCCAAAAUAAUCUUAUACGGAUGGGUUUUGCAAUACACAACUCGAUUUAUCUUGAUCACAUUAAUCGCACACACUACGACUAAAGAGGCUUGCAAGACUAAAGUGCUCAUAACCGAUAUAAACAAUCGUUUUUUAGAUCCAGGCACAAAAGAAGAACUGCAACUUUUUUUCAAUCAAAUAUCCAGCAAUUCAAUGGAAUUCACAGCUUGUGAUUUUUUCACUUUAAAUACUCACCUGAUAACUUCUGCAAUUGCUGCAGGAACGACAUACUUGGUUAUACUUCUGCAGUUUAACUCUAGCAAUAAACAAUAA